This is a messenger RNA of Pyrus x bretschneideri (Chinese white pear), 5116 nucleotides long. Its product is annotated as protein RNA-directed DNA methylation 3. Gene Ontology annotation, biological process: regulation of DNA-templated transcription elongation; regulation of transcription by RNA polymerase II; transcription elongation by RNA polymerase II. The record is from RefSeq and is a predicted model, not a curated record. Gene Ontology annotation, cellular component: DSIF complex. NCBI's taxonomy places the organism in Eukaryota, Viridiplantae, Streptophyta, Magnoliopsida, Rosales, Rosaceae. Gene Ontology annotation, molecular function: zinc ion binding; mRNA binding.
GAGCUUUUGAGGCCCAAUUCACCAGUCAUCAGUGGCACCUCUCUCUCUCUCUCGCUGCCUGCGAUUGAGGCACUUCUUCUCUGAAACCUUCGCAUUGUGAUGGCGUCGAAGGGUAAGGGGAUCGCCGCCGGAGGCGGAUUCUCCGGCGGGAAGCGUAAGCACGAUGACAAGUCCGGUGGUGGCCGGAAGAGGAACAACCCCGGCGUCCUUAGAUUCUUCGAAGACGUCGCUGACGAAGCCGACGACGGCGACGAGAGUGACUUCGAUGACGAUUUUAUGGAAGAAGAAUUUGAAACAGAACCUGUAGCCCAGAAUGACCCAGGGAAAGCACAUAACCUUCCAUUUGUUCCUAAAGAGGAGGAUCUGGAUGGUGAAGAAUUUGAAAAAAUGAUGGAAGAACGAUACAGGAGUGGCUCCAGCUAUGUAACCUAUGCUGAAGAUAAUUAUGAGAACAAAAGGUCUGUUGAUGGAAAUGUUCUGCCUACUGUUAAGGAUCCAAUCAUCUGGAAAGUGAAAUGCAUGGUCGGCCGGGAGAGGCAUUCAGCUUUCUGUAUGAUGCAGAAGUUUGUUGACUUCCGAUCGCUAGGUACCAAACUACAGAUUGUUUCUGCAUUUGCUGUUGAGCACAUCAAGGGUUUUGUUUUCAUUGAAGCUGACAAGCAAUCUGAUAUUAAUGAGGCAUGUAAAGGAAUUUGUAGUAUAUACCCGUCCCGAGUAAUGCCAGUUCCAAAUAACGAAGUUUCUCAUUUGCUGUCUCCUCGGACUAAAUCCAAUGGAAUUACUGCGGGCAUGUGGGCCCGUGUGAAGAAUGGGAACUACAAGGGUGAUUUGGCACAGGUUGUAUUUGUGAACGAUUUACGAAAAAGAGCGACUGUAAAGCUGAUCCCCAGAAUUGAUCUUCAAGCAAUGGCUGCAAAAUUUGGUGGAGGAGGUACUAGAAAGAAAAGGCCUGCUGCUGCCCCAAGAUUGAUCAGCUCAAACGAACUCGAGGAGUUCCGCCCUCUCAUCCAGUACAGGACUGAUCGUGAAAGUGGCAUGAAGUUUGAAUUUCUUGAUGGUCUGAUGUUCAAGGAUGGAUAUGUAUACAAAAAAGUAUCAAUAGAUUCAUUAAGCUUCUGGGGUGUUAUGCCAUCAGAAGAAGAGCUACUGAAAUUCACUCCUUCUGAGAACACCAAAAAUGAGGACGAGGACUGGCUUACAGAGCUUUAUGGUACAACAGAAAAGAAAAGGCGGAUUAUCAAAAUUGAAGAAGGCGGUGGUAAAGGAGAUGGUUCAUCAGGUUCUGUGGGGAAAGGAGAGGGUUCAUCAGGGUCUAUGGGGAAAGGAGAGGGCACAUCAGGGUCUAUGGGGAAAGGAGAGGGCACAUCAGGGUCUAUGGGGAAAGGAGAGGGGUCAUCAGGAUCUAUGGGGAAAGGAGAGGGUUCAUCACAGACUAUGGGGAAAGGAGAGGGUUCAUCUGGGUCUAAGGGAAAAGGAGAGGGUUCAUCAGGUUCUAUGGGAAAGGCUGAGGACUCAUCAGCGUCUAUGGGGAAAGGAAAGGGUUCUUCAGUGUCCAGUGGGAAUGGCUUUGAACUGUAUGAUCUUGUUUGUUUUGGCCGGAAAGAUUUUGGUCUUGUAAUAGGCAUGGAGAAAGAUGAUAGCUACAAGAUUCUGAAAGAGGGGGUGGAAGGACCUAUUGUGCUGAUGGUUCAGAAGCGUGAGUUAAAGAAUGUUCUUUCUGAUAUGAAAUUUACGGCAUUAGAUCGGCACAUGAAGGCCAUAUGCGUUAGUGAUACUGUCAAAGUGUUGGAAGGACCUUUGGAGGGUAGGCAGGGUAUUGUUAAGCAAAUCUAUAGAGGCACCAUAUUCUUGUAUGAUGAGAACGAGACAGAAAAUGGUGGUUAUUUUUGCUCAAAAUCCCAAAUGUGUGAGAAAGUUAAGCUUUACAUUGAUUCUUGCAAAGAAAAGGAUGGGGAUUCAGGUGCUCUGGGUUUUGGAGAUUUCAUGUCAUCUCCUAAAUCCCCGCUUUCGCCAAAAAAGCCAUGGCAAGAAAGGGAUAGUAACUUCAGUCAGGGUGAUAAAGAUGGAAUGUUCUCAAUUGGUCAAACUGUAAGAAUCCGUGUGGGUCCAUUGAAGGGAUACCUCUGUCGCAUCUUGGCUAUACGCCGCGCUGAUAUUACUGUUAAGCUUGAUUCUCAGCAAAAGGUUCUUACAGUUACAAAAGAGCAUAUUUCUGAAGUUCGUGGAAAGAGCUCUAAUGUGCUGAUUGGUGAGGACCCGGAGUCCAGUUUAAAACCAUUUGAUUUGCUCGGAACUGAAGGAGGCUCAAAUGACUGGACAAAUGGAGCUGGGGCAUCUGCUGGGGGUGAUGGGUGGAAUGCUGGAGGGGCAUCAGCCGGGGGUGGUGGGUGGAAUGCUGGAGGAGCAUCUGGUGAAAGUAACUCUUGGGCUAGUGCAAAUCUUGUUAAAAAAGAUGAUGAUACUUCUUGGGGGAGCAAAGCGGCUCCAAGUACAGCUUCAUCCUGGGGUGCAGCAGCAGCACCAACAGCGGAUAACAAUGAUCAAGGUGCUGGCUGGGGAAAAAGUGAUGCUUGGGGAAAAUCAAGUUCUAAAACUGAGGGUGAUAGUAGUGCACCAGAUAACAGUGAUCAAGGUGCUAGCUGGGGAAAAAGCAGCACUUGGGGAAAAUCAAGUGCUAAAGCUGGGGGUGACAGUAGUGCACCAGAUAACAAUGAUCAAGGUGCUGGCUGGGGAAAAAGCGAUACUUGGGGAAAAUCAAGUGCUAAAACUGGGGGUGGCAGCAGUGCACCAGCAGAUAACAAUGAUCAAGGCGUUGGUUGGGGAAAAAGCGACUCUUGGGGGAAAUCAAGUGCUAAAACUGGGGGUGACAGCGGUGCCCCAGAUAGCAAUGACCAAGGUGCUGGCUGGGGAAAAAGUGACUCUUGGGGGCAGAAGGCUGAACCUGCUGGGACGGGUCAACUGGAUUCAUGGGGCAAAGGUAAAAAUGUUGUUGAUGCGGGUGCAUGGGGAAAGAAGUCUGAUGCACCAUCUGGUGAUAUUUCAAGCCCUGGGUGGGCUCAACAGAAAUCUUGGGACAAAGGAAAUGCAGUCGGUAGUGAUGGGCCUGCUUGGGGUAAGCCUCAGAAUAAAGCCACAGGGAACUGGAGCAGUAAAGAUGAACCAACUGUUGGCGAUGCAGGGUGGAAAAGCUCAACGCCUGCUGAAAAUGUUCAGACUGGAAGCUGGGGUAAGGCAGGUGGUGGUUCAACCGAGAGUAAACAAGAUGGCAGUUCUUCUUGGGGUAAGCCAGCUGGAGAUUCUUCAUGGGGUAAACAAACUGGAGGGUCUUCAUGGGGUAAACAAGCUGAUGCAACCGCUGCUGGAGUGGGGAACAAUGGAGGCAAGUGGGGCAAAGGAUCUACUGCCAAUGAACAACAAAGUGGUGGAGGGGGAGAUCAAUCAUCAGGCUGGGGUCAAACUAAAGCUUGGCAAGGUGGGUCAAGUGGCGGAGGGGGAGAUCAGGUUUCUAAAUGGGGCCAGAAGGGCAAUUGGAACUCAGGAUCUAGUGAGACUGGUGGCAGUCAAGAAUCUGGUUGGGGUAAGAAAAGCGAUGGGAACAUCAGAUCUGCUUCCUCAGGUGGGAACCAGGAUUCUACUUGGGGCAAGAUAAUCAACUCGAACUCUGGAUCUGACGACACUGGAGGAAAUCUUGAUUCUAGUCGGGGGAAGAAGAGUACUUGGAAUUCUCAAUCUAGUGAGACUGGUGGCAAUCAAGAGUCCAGUUGGGGGAAGAAAAGUGAUUGGAAAUCUGGAUCUGAUGACACCGGUGGGAACCAGGAUUCAACUUGGGGCAAAAAAAGUAGUUGGAACUCAGGCUCUGGUGAUGCAGAUCAGAAAUCUGGUUGGGGCAGUAAAAGCAGUUGGAAUUCAACAGAUGGUGGGAAUGGAGACCAGCCUGAGGAUUCAAGUGGUGGGAAUUGGAGAGGUGGACGUGGUUUUGGAGGUAGAGGCGGUGAUAGAGAUGGUGACAGAGGAGGUUUUGGAGAUGGUGGGCGUAGAGGGGGUUUUGGGGGUAGAGGUGGAGGCGGGAGCAGUGGUGCUUGCUUCAAAUGUGGUGAAUCUGGGCACAUGUCGAGGGAGUGCCCCCAGGGUGGUGGAGGUGGUAAAGGUGGUGCUUGCUUCAAGUGUGGUGAGUCCGGGCACAUGUCGCGGGAGUGCCCUCAGGGCGGUGGAGGCGGUAAAGGUGGUGCUUGCUUCAAGUGUGGUGAGUCUGGACACAUGUCGAGGGAGUGCCCACAGGGUGGUGGAGGUGGUAAAGGUGGUGCUUGCUUCAAGUGUGGUGAGUCCGGGCACAUGUCAAGGGAGUGCCCCAAGGGCGGCGGCGGCGGCAGUAAAGGUGGUGCUUGCUUCAAGUGUGGUGAGUCCGGGCACAUGUCAAGGGAGUGCCCCCAGGGCGGUGGAGGCGGUGGAGGCGGUGCUUGCUACAAGUGUGGUGAGUCUGGGCACAUGGCGAGGGACUGCUCCCAGGGCGGUGGAAGCUAUGGUGGUGGCAGCCGUAGCGGUGGAGGCGGCGGUGGUGGUGCUUGCUUCAAGUGUGGCGAGUCUGGGCAUAUGGCAAGGGAGUGCCCCCAAGGCGGUGGAGGCGGUAGCAGUGGUGCUUGCUACAAGUGUGGUGAGUCAGGGCACAUGGCGAGGGACUGCUCCCAGGGCGGUGGAGGCUAUGGUGGUGGUGGCCGUGGCAGUGGCGGAGGUGGUGGCCGUGGCAGUGGUGGAGGCGGUGGCUGCUACAAGUGCGGACAGUCUGGCCAUUUCGCAAGGGAGUGCCCGAACAGUGGUUAAACCAGCAACUUCACCCUUACUGUCCUCUCCUACUGCUGGUCUGUUAGUUUUUGCUUAAUUUAGUCUGGUCUUUCUAUGAAUCAAACAGUACUCUUUUAAGAAUCUUGGAUGUUGGUUUUGUGGGUCAUCUCUGUUGCUUCCAAUCUGUCGAAACAUGAAUCGAUGACGAUGUCUUUUGAUGAUUUAAUUUCACUUUUCUUUUCUUCUUAUUUUUAAGUUAUUAGUGAGGAUUUAGUAUUUUGGCAGAAAAAUGUGAAUCUCUGCUCCUCAUUGAAAAGUUUCUGUAUCUGUUUGACAA